This is a messenger RNA of Salvia miltiorrhiza (redroot sage), 1220 nucleotides long. RefSeq lists its product as uncharacterized. NCBI's taxonomy places the organism in Eukaryota, Viridiplantae, Streptophyta, Magnoliopsida, Lamiales, Lamiaceae. Gene Ontology annotation, molecular function: lipid binding. The coding region runs from base 234 to 1076 and encodes 280 amino acids. The transcript has 5 exons. The record is from RefSeq and is a predicted model, not a curated record.
UAAAUAAACUUCGUUCAAAAUUGAAGGUUUUUAAAAUAAAAACAUAGUUAGAGACAUUUAAAAAAAAUACUGAAAAUUGGGACACAAACUAUAAUUAACGGGAUUAAAAAUAAUUAAGAAAGGGGGUGGGUUGGGGAAGAUGGAUGCACAUGGACUGCUGUUGGCUUUUAUUAGUGAGUGAAAAUGGAGAUAAAGACGUGCAGUUUUAAUCAUGGAGCUGCUUCUGGCAUUCCAUGUGCUUCUAUCUUCUCGCCCCACUUCACAUUAUUUUUCAUAACACUAAUAUCUGUGUGUAUAUAUUCACAUAUAUUAGUGUGUGCAUUAAAGGGAAACAUCGGAAAAUGCAUAGCAACAGUCCUUCUUCCACUUGCAGCAGAUCCUGGUCUAUAAGCGAGGAUUCGCUGCGGAGAUACGUGUUCCACGCCAGUGAGAACUGCAUACAAGAGUUGCUUUCUGCAUCCGAUUCCAACAAGCAUGCCGACGCCGUGUCGCUGGACGACGGCUGGAAGCUGGUCGGAGUCGACGCCAACGGAGUCGAGAUCUCCAAGCGCAGAUCGGGAUCGCUUCACACUUUCCGCAGCCGCUGGCUGCUCCAAUCGGUCCAGCCCCACCAGUUCAUCACGGUUGCUAAUGCAAUCCACGCUGCCAAGGAAUGGGACGGUGAUUUAGUAGAAGGAAAGUAUAUAAAAGACUUGGAAGAAAACUUGAGCAUUGUAUGGCUAAGGUAUGGAGAGAGAUCGAAGGGCUUGUUUAGAAACAGAGAGUUCAUAGUGUACGAGCGACGGGAAACCAUGGACGACGGGACUCUGGUAGUGGCAGUGGCUUCUCUACCCAAAGAGAUAGCAGCUGGACUACAACCCAAGCAGAACAACUCAAUAAGAGGGCUGUUGCUGCAGUCUGGAUGGGUUGUUGAAAAGCUACAAAAUGAUUCUUGCAUCGUCACUUACAUUGCUCAAUUGGAUCCUGCUGGAUGGCUACCAAAAUGCUUUGUGAAUCGUUUAAAUACAAAAUUGGUGAUGAUAAUCGAAAACCUUAAAAAGCAGGUGGUGGCAUGUCCCACGAGGGGGCCUUCAUGAUUAUUACUCUUUUACAAAGCAAGAAAUAGAAAGGAAAAGUUAUUAAUUAUCUUACAAGGAGAUGUUGAGGAAUCGAAGUUAUGAUUUACUGUAUUCAUGAUUCUCUCCAUAUCAUUAUUACUCAUGAUUAUUCUUUAUCUUGAA